AUGGCCUUUUUUCCCCUUUCCUAUCUGGACGGGUCAAAGGGCAAGGGCGAGGAGAACGAUGCCGGUGACCAUGCGUGGCACAAACCGCGACCGGGCGAAAGGAAGAGGAUGCGGAGCCUGCGAGGCGCGUGCGUCGCGGCCGGGGGAGAGGAAGAGCAGGCGGAGCCUGCGAGCCGGCGGUGUGUGGCGUCGGCGCGUGGAGCGGGCGCGGAGGAAGAGGAAGAAGAGGAAACGGAUGUGGUGAGGUGGAAGUUUCUGCGUGGACGGCGCCGCAGGGUAGGGUCGACGGGGUGGCCUCUGGACGUGGGCGUGGAGGGCAUCCGAUAG
Messenger RNA from Miscanthus lutarioriparius, 327 nucleotides. NCBI's taxonomy places the organism in Eukaryota, Viridiplantae, Streptophyta, Magnoliopsida, Poales, Poaceae. The record is from the annotation of a GenBank genome assembly.